CGUAGGUGGUCAGUUCAAUAGGUGGAGCUAUGGGUGUGGCUAAAUAUGGCAGUUCCUGAUCCCUACAUUAUAUUAGGUAUUGAUAGAAGUGCAAAUGAGAGAGAAAUAAAGAUUAGAUACCAACAAUUAGUGAGAAAAUGUCACCCAGAUAAGCUCCACCCCGAUUCCACGCCUAUCCAAAGAGCAGAAGCCACAGAAGAAUUUCACAAAUUAAGCUCCGCCUACCAGCUACUAAUUAAUAAAGACUCAAGAUUAAAAUAUGACGUGGAACAAAAAAGCAAUGAAGUGACAGAAAAAAGUAUCAUUAACGAAACAAUAUCAUUAAACGAAAUGAUACUGAGUGGCGAGGGAGAGAGAAGAGAGUAUGUUUAUGAUUGUCGCUGUGGAGGCGUUUACACUAUUUCAGCAGGAGAACUGUUAAAAGAAGAACUAAUAGUUCCAUGUGACACUUGUUCUCUUAAUGUACAAGUAAUACAUAGUCAUUAGCAUUAAAAUUUCUAUUAUAUUUUUAAUAAUAUUUAAUUGUUAUUGGGAUUGUAUUAUAAGCAAAUUUAAUUGUUAAAAG
Amphimedon queenslandica is the source of this 565-nucleotide messenger RNA. Its product is annotated as dnaJ homolog subfamily C member 24-like. The record is from RefSeq and is a predicted model, not a curated record. NCBI's taxonomy places the organism in Eukaryota, Metazoa, Porifera, Demospongiae, Haplosclerida, Niphatidae. Gene Ontology annotation, biological process: positive regulation of ATP-dependent activity. Gene Ontology annotation, molecular function: ATPase activator activity; ferrous iron binding. The transcript has 2 exons. Bases 46 to 486 code for a protein of 146 amino acids.